Molecule: messenger RNA, 1041 nt
Organism: Guillardia theta CCMP2712
Lineage: Eukaryota; Cryptophyceae; Pyrenomonadales; Geminigeraceae
Exons: 2
Coding region: 1-1041 (346 amino acids)
Source: RefSeq, a predicted model, not a curated record
AUGGCGCUCGUCUGGGCCGUCAUGGCGGCAGCCCUGGCGCUGGCUGGCAAUGCAGGAGGAGCAGACGCCUCAGGUGGGACCUUCCUGAUCCCCUCUGCUGAGAGGAAGCUUCUGGCUGCUCAGGAUGGGAUCAGCAACUGUAGUGCGGCCUGCGCUCGAUGCAACAUGUUCGGCAGUACCCUGGACGUCCCAUGUAGCAGCAAGAUUUGCAACAGCAAGGGACGAUGCGAUGGGCAAGGACGAUGUGUCUGCUUUGAAGGAUGGGCAGGGCUGACAUGCAACGUGUCUACGACAACUUCUCCUGAAGUUCAUCAACAAACAAGCACAACUAUAAUCAUCACAGACACCAAUGCUACUAUGCUUCCAGGGACCACAGUGCUUCCAGAGACAACAAGCGCACAAAACUUGACCAACAUCACAGGUGAAAACAGUCUUCAAGAAUCAACCAGGACAUACGACAACAUUACGAGUGUUGUAUCAUCCAUGGAAUCAACCAAUCCAGCCAGUACCCCUGAAACGACUCCAGUUGGUAACAGCGCCAUCGAGGCCACCGUCAACUUUCUCGUCACUUUCUCGAUGACCCGCGCUGAGUUUGAAAACAUCCGAGUGAAGUACCUUGCAAGCUUCGCGCGUGCAGCAAAGGUUUCUCUUAACAGGGUGAGGAUCGUAGAGGUGAGGGAAAUCUCCCUCAGACGAUCUGCAAUACACCGACGACUGCUAGCCAGCGGGGUAGAGGUUGUGACCGAGGUGAAGCUCGACGGUACGCAGUCAGCAGACAGCUACAGCAUCAGUUCUGAUGGUCUCAAUGCUGAGCUUGUGAAGGACGGGCUUCCUGCCAGUCAAGGGGUCAAGAAAGUCACGUCCCCCUCCACCACCGUGGUGAAGUCACUUGGCGGCAUCACCCGUUCGGAGAUCAUUCUUGCGAGCUGCCUCGGGGGCGUCACUUUGUUGGGUCUGGUCGUCGGAUGUUUUGUUUGGGUGUGGAUAAAUGGGGGGAGGAAGAAGAAGCUGGAGGAGACGAAAAUGUACCCCAUUGCGUGA